UCAAGGUAGCACACAGGUGACGUCAUGAGAUAUCGGUCAAAUGGCACCUGCAGAGCAGAGCACAGGCUUAAAGCCCUUUUGUUUUUAAAGACCAUGGUUAAUCAAGUGUAACCGUUAACAACCCCUUCAAUUGAGAUACCGUUUCCUAGUUUCACAUGUAUGUGUUAAGUUUAGGUAAUGUUCCAGGCGAUAUACCAAAGUGCAUUGAAGUUGAGGCAUGGGUAGGCCAGUACAGAGGUUAACACCAUGCCACAGGAGCUUAAUGGACAGUGCAGGACAGUGAAACAUUAAUGUCUAAACAAUAGGGUGUAAACAGGGGGCUGGGAUAAGACUGGAACUAGACAGGUCUGUAGGCAUAGAUCUGCAUAUAAUGGAUGCUCAUUGUGAGCAAGGUCUAAAUAGACAGGACCAAAAACAGGCUCUAGCUUGUUUAGAGACAGUGACAUUAUAAGGCAGCAACAGUCUAUUUUUGUCUAUUUUUUCAGUCUAUCUACACGUCUAUUUUUGUUUCUCAAUAUCCUUGACCAGUUCCUAGUUAGGAAAAAGAGAAGUGAGUGACAGACAGAAAGACAGACACUGUCGAGGUCUUCGCUGCUAAUGUAAAGAAGGACAGUGAGCAAAGGAAGUGGGGGAGCGUCAGAGAUGGCUUUGGGAGUCUUCCAGACUGGCUGGAUGAGGCUGCUCUCACUUAUCCUGCAAGGCUGCUGUGUGGGUGUCCUCUGUAGUGACUGGGCUGUGCGUGUCCCCUCCGCUCCCCUGUGUGCCGUGGCCGGCUCGUCUGUGGUCCUCCCCUGCUCCUACGACUACCCUCAGCCCUACAGGGUGCUGUCUGAGAUGUGGUGCCGGGACCAGAGCCGCUGCAUCACCCCCAGGUAUGUGUACCAUAGCCAGGGCAUCUUCCCUGAGCCAGCCUCCCAGGGCAGAGUGGAGUACCUGGGGAAGGAAGGAACCAGGAACUGCUCCCUGAGGAUCUCUGAUCUGAGGAGGUCUGAUAGCGGGACAUACGUCUUCUAUUUUAUCACCAACCACCCAGUGGAGAAGCCUCCUGGACAGCCUGGAGUAACCCUGCUAGUGGCAGAUCAUUCCAGUGAAGUAGCAGUGUCCCUCAGUCCCUCUGGUGAUGUUGUUGAGGGCAGCUCAGUGACGUUAUUCUGCUGUAGAACUGCCCACACUCCAGUGGAGGGCUACACCUGGUACAAGACUGGAGGCUACGCGGCUGGUGAUAAGAGACAGAUGAUGACCAUCACCAAUAUCAGCGCAACAGACAGUGGAAACUACUACUGUGAGGCCCUGACCACUAAUAGACCAAUCCACUCCUCAGCGUUGUCUAUUAAUGUCCAGUAUGCUCCAAAGAACACAUCAGUGUCAGUCAAUCCUUUUGGGGAGCUAGUGAUGGGCAGCUCUGUGACUCUGUCCUGCAGCAGUGAUGCCAACCCUGCAGUAGAGCGCUACACCUGGUUUCAGAGGACAGGAUCCCAAGCUUCACUGAGAGGGUCAGGGCAGAGUUACAGCAUCACUAACAUCAGCCUUGAGGACAGUGGGCAGUACUGCUGUGUAGCGAUGAACAAGCAUGGAUCACAGAGCUAUACUGUUACCAUGACUGUGGGGAAAGUAAAUGGCCAGUCCUCCAUACUGUGGAGGUUGGUGGUGACAGUGGGGAUCCCCAUCGCUCUGACACUGAUCAUCAUUAUAACAGUGGCUUGCAUUAGGAGGAAAACUCUCCCAGCAUCAAGUCAACAAGGUUACAGUCUUACAGAGACCACCAUCCAGCAGCCAUUACCAUAAUACUACAUAAAGGAUGACCAUAACAAAUGAGACACUUAAAUUAACAGGAACUGAAAGGGAACUGAAUUAACUCUGGUGGGAGAUGUUGUGCCCAGUUUACUGCCACACAGUGGCACUGUUGUGUAGCUGUGUCCAGCUGUAUUCUUUAAUAACAUGUACAGUAAUAUCUGUAUAAUGUACUGUGCACCUUCAGCUCUCUACUGUAGAAAAUAAGUAAUUUCACUGUAA
Salvelinus fontinalis (brook trout) is the source of this 2013-nucleotide messenger RNA. Its product is annotated as B-cell receptor CD22-like. The coding region runs from base 643 to 1785 and encodes 380 amino acids. Gene Ontology annotation, biological process: cell-cell adhesion. The transcript has 6 exons. NCBI's taxonomy places the organism in Eukaryota, Metazoa, Chordata, Actinopteri, Salmoniformes, Salmonidae. Gene Ontology annotation, cellular component: membrane. The record is from RefSeq and is a predicted model, not a curated record.